This is a messenger RNA of Stegostoma tigrinum, 2061 nucleotides long. It is a transcript of the gene jtb, whose product is annotated as jumping translocation breakpoint. The coding region runs from base 160 to 702 and encodes 180 amino acids. The record is from RefSeq and is a predicted model, not a curated record. Gene Ontology annotation, biological process: mitotic cytokinesis. Gene Ontology annotation, cellular component: spindle; membrane; midbody. NCBI's taxonomy places the organism in Eukaryota, Metazoa, Chordata, Chondrichthyes, Orectolobiformes, Stegostomatidae. The transcript is spliced from 6 exons.
CCUGCCACAGAGGGCGCAAUCAAUGACCGGGCUUAGUGGGGGGCACGCUUGCCCCAUUGACGAUUGUUGGCGUCCGGAACGAGAAGGCGGCGGCGACGACCAUCAGGCAAAAGAAAUCUGCUCCAUAGCUCAGAACGAUCACCAGGAUUCUCCAUACAGAUGUCUGACAAGAUGGAGAGUCCUCAGACUGUUUCAAGCUGUAUCAUGUUGUUGAAUUCUGAAUCACAGGAGGCCCAGGUUCCAAUCAGCAGCUGCAGUCAUGGCCAGGCUUCGACCUACACAAACCCUAGCCGGUCAUUUCUCUUCAUUCUGUUCUAUCUCUUCAUGUUGAAUAUCCGGUUCAGCGAAUCCCUGACAUCACACGAAGGAAAAGAUUCAGUGAGCAACAUUUCAGAUGUUCCGUGUUGGCAGGUUGAGCAGUUCCUGGUGGCAGAGAGCUGUAAGGAGUGCACACGUUUUGAGGUGAAAACCCGAGAAGCCUGCAGCAGAACAGGAUUUGUGGAAAAGGUCAAUUGCUCAGAGUCCCACCGAGAGGAAUAUAAAAGCUGCCGCUCUACACUGAUGGAGGAGACUCUGUUCUGGAGAUUUGAAGGGACCAUGUUCACACUCUCUGUCAUCUUCGCUGUGCUGGUCAUUCACCGUCAGAGAGCACUAGACAGACUGGCCUCUGAAAAGGUCCGAAGACAAAUCGAAUCAAUUUGACAUGUUUGCUGCCUCAUGGUCAAACAUUCUGACAGACUAUGGAUGUGACUGAAUACAAACAGGGAAGAACAGAGUGGAAGACUAGAACCAGGUACUACCCAGCAUUCUGUGUAGACCUGCCUCUGAUCCAGAGCAUUCGGACCAAUCCAAUCCAUUCAGUCCACGAUCAAAAUAUACAAGUUACUGCCUCGGCCACCCUCGUGUGGCUCCAUUAGAACUGAUUCCGUGGUUAAGGUUGUGUGUGUGUGCAUGCGUGUUCACUCAGCCUGGCGUCUUUGUGCGUGUUUGUUGAUCAUGGCCUUCUUUAACAAAGUUGAUGGUUCAGGGUGUAAUUCACCAGCACACACCCUGAACCUGUGAUUACUGAUCCCAAGAUGUGAUUCUCUCAAACCAGGGAAAUAACCUGCUGCACAGGACAACAAGAGGCUGAAAUCAAACAUCACUCUCAGGCUGUGUAGACUGCGGGGUCACACUGACAACUAAUUCGGGCUCAAGUAGCAGAGGGGAGCUUUACCUUCAGUUUAAAAUAGAGAGAACAUCCCUCUAUCUAACCUCAUGCUGUCCCUGUCCUGGGACUGUUUGAUGGGGACAGUGUGGACAAAACUUUACUCCGUAGCAAACCCUGUGCUGUAGAGAGAGCUUCACCAUGUAUCUAGUCCUGUGCUGUCACAGUCCUGUGAGGGUUUGAAGGGAACAGUGUCAGGGGGACCUUUACUGGUGUCACUUAACCCUGUGCUGAGAGUGAAGAUGGGAACGGUGUACAGUUGCUGUUAUUAGCCAGUUUCCACUACGUUUAGUUCCUUGUUACUAACGUUACUAUCUGGGCUCAGUGAUGCUUGGAGCUCUUUUGUUUCAGUUUAUUUCAGAGACAGGAUGACAUCUCUGCUCACAAAAGCUGAGUAAACACUCUGCUUAAACAGUGAUAACAGCCUCUAGUUUACCUUCCAGAGAUAGUGGGGACUUGGUGAGGAAAGCAUUUCUGACUUUUUUGGGGUGGAGCUGAGGAACAGCAGCAAGACGCAAAUAUCAGUGUAAGCUGUUUGCAAGAACACCAAGCUGUAAUGCUAGAAAUUUGUUGGGCACAUUCUAAACUAAAAUAUUUGAGAGGCCGUCUAACCUGGGUAAUAUAGUACAAAUGGAUGACUUUAAUUCGUAUACGAUUGGGUUCACUGAACCCACCCUAAGUGCAGAGGAUGAAUUCCUUGAGAGUGUGAGAUGGAGCAGGACGUUGAAGACCCAACUAAGAAUUGAGCUGUCUUGGAUUUGAUGUCGUGCAAUAGGAAGGGGGUUAAUUAACCAUCUUGAUGUAAAGAAAUCUUUGGGAAAUAGCAACCAUAAUAAACAUUUAUAUGAAGUUUC